Molecule: messenger RNA, 1873 nt
Organism: Crotalus tigris (Tiger rattlesnake)
Lineage: Eukaryota; Metazoa; Chordata; Lepidosauria; Squamata; Viperidae
Product: olfactory receptor 11L1-like
Exons: 3
Coding region: 575-1513 (312 amino acids)
Biological process (GO): G protein-coupled receptor signaling pathway
Cellular component (GO): membrane
Molecular function (GO): olfactory receptor activity; G protein-coupled receptor activity
Source: RefSeq, a predicted model, not a curated record
GCUCUGAAUGUUUAAAUGAAAGUAAGCUUAUGAUCCUGAUCACAGCACACACUGAAAGGAAGUUUAUUCUAAGAUUUUCCAGCAUAUUCACACUAGAAUUUUGCACUAGAAUUUGAAAACAGCUUGGAAUUUUUGGGUUCAAACACUGUCAGCACUUUUUGAUCACAAUUAAGGUCCAGCUGUACCAUAACUAAAUCAACAGAGAAGCUUUGGUUUGAUUUGUGAUGCUCCACUCUCCUAUUUAAGCAAGCAAUUGCCUCUUGUACCUGAAUUUCAGGCAUUUUAAGGGAAAUAUUUGAAAUUUCCCCUUAGCCUAGACAAAGAAAUAAGGGUGAAAUUGACAAGGGCAUUGUGGAUUUCCCUAUCAUUUCUCUUAGAGACAAACAAGGAAUAUUUGGUUCUUGUUUUUAAUAUUUCAGGUCACGAUAAGCAUUGAUCAUGGUGUUUCUUAAAUUCAAGAAAUAAAGAAUGGUAACAUAGAGUUGCUAUUAGACAUAGGUCUCCUCACUCUUCAUAGAAGUAAUCUAUUACAAUUGAAUUACACCUCCAGGAGAACCUAAGAACAUUGCAGCAGAUGGAGAAUCGCAGCACCAUAUCUGAAUUCCAGCUUCUAGGGUUUCAGAUCUUUUCAAAGUGGGAGAUCACCCUUUUUGCUCUAUUCUUAUUUAUCUAUAUAUUAACUGUCACAGGGAAUGUGAUUAUCAUUGCAGUGGUCAAGUUGGAGCCAUGUCUUCACUCUCCUAUGUAUGCUUUUCUCCAAAACCUUUCUUUCCUAGAGAUUUGGUAUACCAGCACAAUUGUGCCUAAAAUGCUCCGCAGUCUUCUCUGGGAGACCAACACCAUCUCUUACAAUGGAUGCAUAACCCAGCUCUACUUUUUUGUCUUUCUGGGGGCAACAGAAUGCUUUCUUUUAUCUGUGAUGGCAUAUGACAGAUUCCUGGCCAUCUGUGAUCCACUGCAUUACACAAUAACCAUGGAUAGUCAGACCUGUAGACGACUGGCAAUUGGGUCUUGGGUGAUUGGUCUCAUCACAGGACUGUUGCCAUCUUUGUUGAUCUCCAAAUUAUCUUUCUGCAGAUCCAACCGAAUCAAUCAUUUCUUUUGUGAUAUCCCACCUUUGUUGAAGCUCUCUUGUUCUGAUACUUCAGUCACUGAGAUUACUAUAUUUGUGCUCUCUUUGUUGGUCCUUUUUACAUGUCUCUUGCUUACCUUGGUAUCUUAUGCCUUCAUCAUCUUUACUAUUCUAAAAAUCCCCUCUGCUUCUGGAAGGAAAAAGGCCUAUUCCACCUGUGGCUCCCACUUGGCUGUGGUGAUAAUAUAUUUUGGCACUAUGAUCUCAAUGUACGUUCGCCCCAAUAUUAACUUUUCCUCAGAACUGAAUAAGGUGAUAUCUAUUUUCUACACUGUCAUAACACCCCUUCUGAAUCCUGUAAUUUACAGUCUGAAGAAUAAUGAUUUCAGAGGAGCCUUUCAGAAACUAAUUGAGAAGAUGCAUGCCCAAUUUUGCUUGUAAAGCAAUGAAAUGUGGUUGUAGAUUUUAAUUUACUGUUAUUUUUACAUUGCACUUGUUUCAAAAAUCAGUAAACUGAAGUAUCAUAAGCUUACUAUAUGUAUAAUUUCUAAUGUACUGGCAUAUGUAGUAGCUAUAGCAACAUUUUCAAACUCAAUUCCAAAAUCAAAUCAGAUAUGUUCAAAUAUACAAUUGUAACAUGAGUCUGAUGGAAUGAUCUUUAUUAUGUUCCUAACUACAAAUAAAAUAUUAUUGUCUUGUCUGCUCCUUCUCAUCUAAAUAAUGGAGGAUUGUCUUUGAUGUAAUGUAUAUCCUAAGACCAUUCAAAGUUAUAAAGGAAAAAUAUGAUCCUUUUUCACACUU